Molecule: messenger RNA, 800 nt
Organism: Guyanagaster necrorhizus
Lineage: Eukaryota; Fungi; Basidiomycota; Agaricomycetes; Agaricales; Physalacriaceae
Exons: 1
Coding region: 212-766 (184 amino acids)
Source: RefSeq, a predicted model, not a curated record
CAAAAUUACCCAUCAAUGCAUGUUCUCCUAAUACGUGGAAAGCGAGGUCAGAUAGUAUCCUGUGUCCGUUUCAGGCCGUCUCUUAUCAUUGCCCAGAUACGCGCUAAACUUCAAGGGCAUCCCGUAUCGUACAGAAUGGAUUGAAUUCCCUGAUAUCGAGGCGUUAUACAAGAGGCUUGGUGUAUCGGCCAGCGCGACCCAGCCUGAUGGCAUGACACCAUACUACUUCCUCCCGCUCAUUAAUGACUUGUCAACUGGCGCUAUCGUAUCCGAAUCAGCCGCUAUCGCCGAAUAUCUUAAUGCCACCUACCCUUAUACUCCGUCCCUCUUCCCUCCCGGUACACGAGCCCUACAAGCUGCAUUCACAUCUGCCUUUGAAGCGCACAUCAUGGCGAUAAUUCCAUUUUUAGUCCCUGCAUCAAAUGCAAUAUUGCAUCCACCAAGCCAGGCGUUCUUCAGGCGAACGAGGGAGGAAACAUUCGGGAUGACACUUGAAGAGAUGAUACCGCAUGGGGAGCAUAGAGAGAAGCAAUGGGCGCUCUUUAAGCAUGACCUUGGCAAGGUUGAUGCGUGGAUAGCGAAGGGGGACCCGUUUGUUAUGGGAAACGUGCCUACGUUCGCGGACGUCACUAUGUGUGGGUGGAUCUUGUCUUUUCGCAUCAUUUUCGGCGAGGAUAGCCCUGAGUGGAAGGAUUUGUCGGUGUGGCAUGGUGGACGGUGGGAAAGGCUGGUUAAGAGCUUUAAGAAGUAUGAAGUGGUUGUGUAGGGCGAUUCUUCACGGCUGUACCCCUCGAGACGUC